UUGCUGCUUUCAUUAACAAUUUUCGUAGCUUAGUAUAAUCAACAAGCUCUCCUAAACAGCCGGCGAUGCAACUAAGCUUAAUCUCCUUCUCAUCACAGCCACCACCACACCCGAUAACCCUACAACCUCAGCUUGUUUCUCUCUCUACCUCUAAUGGCGGCUUCGUUGAGGGCAAUCUCCCGCAGCUUUCUCAGAUAUACCAAACCUCUUCCAAUUCCAAUUUCUUACAACCCCAUUUUCUCCCGCCGAUUUUCUUCCAAGCUCUUUGUCAAAGGCAUAUCUUUCUCGACAACAGAGGAGACAUUGGCUAAAGUGUUUUCAAGAUUUGGCGAAGUAAUUGAAACUAAUAUUAUAAUGGAUAAAACUCGAAACAGAUCGAAAGGAUAUGGAUAUGUGACCUUUGCUGAAGAAGAUGAUGCUGAAAAGGCAUUGAUUGGCACAAAUGGGAAGGUGAUCGAUGGGCGAGCUGUUUACGUAGACAAGGUGGAGAAGGUACGGAAGCCAUGGCCAACACCAACAGUAAGAGAAUCAUCUCAGCCACCAGAAACAACUCCUAGUCCUAGGAUAUAACUAAGCUAUAUAAUUGGAUCAGUUUUUUGAUCUUAUUAUAUAAAAAUGGGAAUGUAUUACUGUAUUUGUUUGUUGGUACUCUAAUACUAUCUAAAUUAUAUGUAUAUGGUAGAUUGUAAGUUCAAUAAUUUAUCGAAUUUGUAACUGAUGGGAAGAUUAUAUGUUCUUUUAAAAAAAAAAAAUCAUAUAUAAUUUAAACAAAAAUCAUCUUUACAA
Molecule: messenger RNA, 786 nt
Organism: Cannabis sativa
Lineage: Eukaryota; Viridiplantae; Streptophyta; Magnoliopsida; Rosales; Cannabaceae
Product: small RNA-binding protein 11, chloroplastic
Exons: 4
Coding region: 154-570 (138 amino acids)
Molecular function (GO): RNA binding
Source: RefSeq, a predicted model, not a curated record